ACUGCGUAGCUGGUUCUCCCCCGGCAACACGCCUUUGUCACAACCUAUUUUCCACGCGCCUAGCUAAGCUGUCACGAACUUUUCUUAUCACAGGCUUUCAAGCUGCACGACAUAUUCACUAAUCAGCAACUCUCUCCUCGCUUGGGAGCAUCUCCUUCCCAUAGUGCUUUCUGCAUGUCGCGCUAAAGUGUAUAACAGUUUCCGUUCCUCCUGGCUGCCGCUAUGACUGGAAACAUUGGUCGGCAGACCUUUCUGGUGAUCCCGCAUCCUAGAUAGCUUUGGACACUGCGACGGGGCUGAGUGGCUAAUAUCUUCAAACGGGAGCGUAGGUUCGAGGCAUAUAUAUAUCGAAGGCUUGUUAUGAGCGCUUACCUGGAAGGCUUCAUAAUACUGGUAGCAGUUUUGGCACUGUGUCUGCGACCGAGUCUCUGCGGAGGCUCAGUAUAUGGCAGCCAUCACCUCGGCACCGGCACUGACACACAGGAAAUAUUAACAAAUGAUCGCAGCCUCGCCAAGACGACUGUUAAGGUAUUUCAAGCGUCGAAGCACGAUCUCAAUCACGAGAAAGAAGGGCGUUCUCGUACCAAACGGUUUGCUCCUAUACAGUGGAUCUACGAGGGAUUCAAGUCGCAACUCAUCAAGAAGGCCAGACGCCUUAAGCGACGUCUCGGCUCGCGUGGGCUCUGCUACCGUGUCCUCGGCUGCUUCAAGCUGCGGGACAGGAUGAGGCUUCCGUCCGGCUUCCCCCAGCGGCCGCAGAGCAUUGGCGCUCGGUUCUCGCUCUACUGCGCGCCGGACUUUCGCCGAAGGACCGUCAUCAAGGCCGCCCAUUACUCGGCACAGAGCCUAGACGGCUGUGUGAAAGUCGGGCAUCGGCCACUGGUCGUCAUCGUCCACGGCUUCACCGAGAGCGCAGCUGCCUCGUGGGUCAAGCACAUGACGAGAGUCCUGCUCAAAGUGAUCGACGCCAACGUUCUAGUGGUGGACUGGCGCCGAGGCGCCGCCGCACCCGUGUACUCUGUUGCCGCUGCCAACACGCCUGCAGUGGGCGCUGAGCUCUCGGUGGUGCUGCAGCAGCUGAUGCGGGGUGACACCAGCCUCGUGCCCCAUAAUGUCCACAUUAUAGGCUUCAGCCUGGGCGCUCACGUGGCCGGUUUCUGCGGCAGGCACUUCCUGAUGCACACGGGCAAGAGGAUCGGACGCAUUACGGCACUCGAUCCGGCUGGUCCUCUCUUCGAAGGCACUAACGUAUCGGUGUCCAGGGGUGACGCCGAAUUUGUGGAUGUCAUCCACACGAACAUGGGCCUCUUAGACAAGUUGAAAUUCGGUCUUGCUGCAUCGGUGGGUGACGUGGACUUCUUCCCGAAUGGGGGAUCGAUACAGCCCGGAUGCUAUCGACUGGGUUGCAGUCACAGAAGAGCGUAUGCUCUCAUGAUCGAGUCCAUGACCAACCACCACUGCAUCUUCGUGUCACGUCCCGGCCGCGACAAAGGCGGUCGAAACAUAAGAGGGCUUCACUUCAACUCGCGCUCGCUGCAGCAAAACGACGUCUCUAGCCGAGGAGCCAUGGGAUACGACAGCAUCACUGCCAAGGGCCGUGGCAGUCAGUACGUCGAGACCAGGAGCAAACCGCCUUUUUGUAUUCCUUAACGUCACUUUAAUACGGCUUGGCAUUUGAAAGACACAAAUAUCAUGGUGCUAUGCAAAAACGCAAGAGGAGAGCGAGCUCGGCGAACAAUGACAGAAGACCAAUUUCAUCUUUCAUGACAAUACGAUUGUCCGGAAAGCAGAAGGUACAAUAGCGGAACGAGUUUUGUCCAGGAACCACCAACCUGAAUCGCUAAUAGGAGGCGAGGAAGAAGAGAUGGCCAAUUCACAACUAUUCAUGUUAUCGCUGAACUUGAAUAAAAAAAA
Molecule: messenger RNA, 1914 nt
Organism: Dermacentor albipictus
Lineage: Eukaryota; Metazoa; Arthropoda; Arachnida; Ixodida; Ixodidae
Product: pancreatic lipase-related protein 2-like
Biological process (GO): lipid catabolic process
Molecular function (GO): lipase activity
Source: RefSeq, a predicted model, not a curated record